AGGAGGACGAGAAGAGAGGAGGGAAAGACCACAGAAAUCUCUUUGUCAUGAUAUGUGGAGACAAUAAGACCACAUCAGCAUCAGUGUCCAGUAAGCGGUAAAAACAGAGGAGAGGAGCGAUAGAAAAACGGAGCGCCUGUUCUUUCCCCCGCUUCAGCACCGCAGGGAGGAGACACGCAGAGGAGGAAAGAUUCCCCUAAACGCAGUGAGAGAGUCGGAUGAGGAGAAGAGGAGAGCGGAGGGCAUCGGAUAGGCAACAACAAGGAUGGCAGCUCCAGACUUAUUGGACCCUAAAUCCGCCACUCAUAACACCAAGCCCCGCCUCUCCUUCUCCACAAAGCCAAUCACAUUGACUCCCCGGGAGGAGAGUGAGGUGGUUGCCACAGUGAUGAAAUGGAAGACGGUGACAGCCAUCUUUCUUCUGGUGGUUCUGUACCUGGUGAUGGGAGCAGCAGUCUUCAGAUCCCUGGAGCAGCCUCACGAGAGUGCCCAGCGUUUGACCAUCCUGUCCCAGAAGCUGGAGUUCUUGUCCAGACACACCUGUGUGAACCAGAGCCAGCUGGAGGAGCUGGUAAAGCAAGUUGUGUCUGCGAUCCGUUCAGGAGUAAACCCUGCAGGGACACUGACCAACCACAGCAGCCUGUGGGACCUGAACUCUGCCUUUUUCUUUGCUGGGACUGUCAUCACAACCAUUGGUUUUGGGAAUAUCUCUCCCCACACAGAAGGUGGAAGAAUAUUCUGUAUCAUCUAUGCGUUGCUCGGGAUCCCUCUGUUCGGCUUUCUUUUGGCUGGUGUAGGAGAUCAGCUCGGCACUAUAUUUGGCAAGGGGAUUGCCAGAGUGGAGAAAAUGUUUGUGCAACGGGACAUCAGUCAGACAAAGAUACGGGUUAUCUCCACUCUGCUGUUUGUCCUGUUUGGAUGCCUGCUCUUUGUGGCGCUCCCGGCAGCCAUAUUUAAAUACAUUGAGGGUUGGUCUGCAUUGGAGUCCCUUUACUUUGUGGUCAUCACCCUGACUACCAUUGGAUUUGGGGACUUUGUGGCAGGUGGAUCAGAAAUAGAGUACUUAGAUUACUAUAAACCAGUUGUAUGGUUCUGGAUCCUGGUGGGACUGGCUUACUUUGCUGCCAUCCUCAGCAUGAUAGGAGACUGGCUACGAGUCAUCUCCAAGAGGACGAAAGAAGAGGUCGGAGAGAUCCGUGCUCAUGCUGCAGAGUGGACGGCUAACGUCUCAGCAGAGUUCAAAGAAACUCGUCGACGUGUUAGUGUUGAGAUCUAUGACAAGUUCCAGCGUGCAGCGUCAAUUAAACGCAAACUGUCCUCUGAGCUAGGAUUUAGCCCCGCCCCUGAACUGACUCUGCCCAAGAAGACUGUGUCCAUCAAUUUCAAUGACGAACGGGACAAGAACGAGAAGGAGGCCGGGCUGCAGGGCUUGACGACACCUCUGGCCAGAAACAGUGGUUUGUUCAUGAACGGUUUGGGCCCAGAGAGAGGAGAUAUCUCAAUCAUUGAACACCUCUAGUAGAAGGAUGAUAACCAAGCACCUUUCAAGAUCCUUCCGAGACCUUUCUGUGCAUCAUCAGUCAUGGCAUCAGUGCUGAGACCAGAGCAGCUUGACCAAAUGAACUGGUUCUAUUAAAAAAUCAAGUAAUAAUGAGAAUGUGGUACUUGGUGACCACAGCAGGGGCAUCUUCAUCUCUCUCCACGGGGAGGCUGGAGACAAAACCUUGCUCAAUAACACUGCAGUGGAUUUUUGGCAACGGGACACAAACGUCUGUGAAGAUAGUCGCCACCGUCAUGGUUUUUCUAAGGCCCCUGUUCAGACCUUGCACUAGCAUGCAUCUCACAUGAUCCGAUCACAAGUGGACAGCUCUAAGUAUGGGUGUAAAUGCACACAAGACGCAUUAAAGACGUACUGAGAGCUGAUCACUCAGGCCAAAUUCAAAGCUGGUCUGGGCCACGUGUCCACAUUGUUUCAGGAGUGUGAACACAAAUGUGUCCACUGAAGGACCGCCUGUUCAACUGAUGCUACAGCAGAGUAGUCCUUGCAAAUGUAAAGUCUACGAGUGGUCAUUGCAAAUGUAAAUGAUACAAACAUUUAUUUGCAUAUAGAGCGGGGAAGUGAGAUCUGAUCACAUGGUCACUCAAGACGCAUGUGGAGAACUGCCAGGUGUGAACUCACGUACUUAGAGUUGUCCACUUGUGAUUGGAUCACCUGAGACACAUGUUAAUACCAACUCUGAACAGGCCUAAGUGAUAUGCAAAGGGACCUGGACUUGCUUGAGGUUGUUGAAGGUGUUUUACCUCUCAUCUGAAAGUCUUCUUUGGUUCUUCAGAACUUCCUUUGCACGUAGAGCAGUUGGAGACAAACCUCACCAUCCUCGUCCCAGCAGAGAAACAGUGAACGAGUAGAAGAACUUGUUGAUCUUGUCUGUCAACCAAGUCUCACUCAGACCUUGGAAAAAGGCAAAGUUGUCAGUUAGCAGUUAGAAUUUGCAAAAGGACAAUAAAGUGCUAAAAGCUAAUAAAAUUAAAUAAAAUUGAAGUAUUCGGUCAAACCAAUCACAUUAAAGAUUUUACAUCAGAACGGUAAAAGUUAAAGACGGUUAAAGAUGAUUGAUUAGUGGUUUUGUGCUAAAGGACUGCUGAAUGUGAAGAUGGUGGGAUGUGGGACUUUUUGAACUACAGAUGAGAUGGAGCAGUAGUGCUAUAUUGAACUACAAAGAUGGAGGACUGUGGCGUUGAUCAAACUGUAAGUACAGUACAGAGAAUCUCUGUGGACUUUGGAUUUUUCUAAUUUUCCAACAUGAAACCAUAGUUGCUGCACCAAAGCUUACUUAAAAUAUGAAACUUAAAAAAAUCUUAAACUCAGUUGCAAUUGGCUGCAAUAAGUGGAUUUAUUCUUAAUCUUUUUGCUGAUUAUCACUAUGCCUUUUUUUAUAGAGUAGCUCAGAUAAAUUAGGUUUUACAGUUUUGCAGUUGUCAUCUGUCACUAGUUGCUAACAGAUAUAGUCGAUAAUGCAAACCACCACUGCAAUAGUGACAGUUAUGUGCUGUCAUGUGAUCUUUUUUUUGCUUCCUCAGUUUGUUGAUAAAUGUUCUAAUCUACAGGUUUAGUUUAAAUAAUUAUUUUUGUAACUGACAAGUACAAGCCAUGAUUUCUUUUCGGUUACUGUAUGCCAAAUAUUAUUUUUAUUUUAAUGUAAAACUUCCUUCCUACUAUUCAAACAUGCUGUCGAGUAACUAAACAGUUAGUUGUAGUUUGUUAUGGACAGUAGCUUCUGGUAAGAGCCAUAUGAUAAUUAAAAUAGUCUGACCACUGUGAUUUUCAGUGGCAGCAACAUUAGUCCUACUGUCUUGUAAGUCAGUAAGUCUUUACUAUAACUGUAGUAAAGACUUUUUUGUAAUGUUUUCAUCUUAACAUUUUGGUUCUGAUAGAGGACAUCAUUAUGUACGUAACUUCUCAGUUUUAGAGGAGAGGGUGAAGGUGCAUGUGGUUUUUCAAGUGGUGAAAGUGUUUCUCUCCCUGGUUCUAGACGUGAUUUUAGAGAGAACCGAAGGGUUCUGUGAGGAGAUUUGUCAAACCAUUGUUGUGCCUUAAACUCUUUACUUUGCCUACAAGGUCAAGCACAACACACUGUGAGGUGGACCACUGAGGUGUUCGUUUGCAGCAAUCUCAUAAGUCUCCAAGUUACUUGUUCAUUGUGUUAUCAAAGACAGUUUAGUUUGUUUUGAGGAAAUGAGGUGUUUCACAAACCCAGUGCUGAUCUGAUGGUGAAUCCAGUCUAACUAAUCUAAAUCAGUCGUUCACACGCAUGAUGUUCUACUGGCCUGGAUCCACAUGAGAUCAGAUUCAUCCAAUAUCUAAUGUUUUCAAUAAUAAUAUAAUUUGCGUGGCUCAGUGGAUCAAGUAAGAAGACUGUUAGAGGCAGAAAAUGUUCACCUGUGCCCCUAGAGCCAGUGAUCUAUGUGAAGAAUAUAAUGCUUUGUGAUUCUAUAUUGUAUCAGAGUAUUAUAUCCAGCAAAUGUUUACUCUCUGCUGACCAACCCAAAGCUGCUAUGAUUGACAGUGAAUGCCAUUUCUGAGUUGUACUACCACAAGUGUAAAAGCAUUUCCUGCUAGCAACCUUUGAAUCUUUAUCUGACAUUGUGAGUUAUCAUACUUUUGGUGUCCUGGAAAACGUUAUGUUUCCAAUUUAAAAAUAUUUAAUCAACUUACUCUGGACAAAUGCAACCAUUUCCACAGAUGCAGGCUGGUCACGAAAGUUUCAUUGUUACAGUGCAAAAGUAAAUUCAAUUUUAAUUCCCAGCUUUCACACACACACACACACACACUGAGGGUUAUCUUCCAUGUGUGUAUGCCUGCUGUUGAAAAUGCACUUUGAUUUAACAGCCUUCGAGCAUAACAACAUGCUGCAGCUUCCACAGCUUAACCAGUCCAUCCAGUCAGAAGGCUUCGAUUUUGUUAUGUGGCAUUAGUGGCGAGGAGACGGUUAAACACACAAACUUUUAACCCUUAGAUUAUUGUCCACGUACACAGGAAGUUUGAAACCAAUUUAUAUUUGACCCUCUCAGAAGUUUUGAAUGAAUCUAGUGGAUGUAAUGAUGGAGAAAACUAGAAAUAAGUCAAUAGCGCAGCCUGGAGUUUUAUAUGGUUCCCAUAAUAUGCUGGCAACAGCUUUAACAACCUUCUACAGUUCAAAGUAUUUGAUCUGUUUCUGCUGUUUUCUGUGAGAAAUGAUAUGGAUUCUUUUACUUCUGUUGGAUGUAAUAAAUAAUAAUGAAUGAAUGAUCCCAGCUGAGCUGAUAGAAAGGUGGGAGAAGUCCUAUUAUGUUUUGAGUUUUUGAGUUUCUUUUUUUUUUCUUCUUUUUUUUUUUAGUUCAGCAUUAACUCAGAAUCUGUAAGGUUCAGUACUAACACUGAAUGGAAACAGUAGUGGCAUCACACUGUGUAGUGGCCGGUUGGUCUGACUUUGUCUUUUCUCUUUGCUGUUCAGUUUGUUAGCACAUGGCACAUGACACAUGACAUUUUUACACAAUCAUUACAGUUAGUUUCAAAUGAAACUAACUGUAAGACUUUUUCAUUUUCUGCUAAUGUGCUAGAUAUGCUAAUGCUUUUUAUGGCUCUGAUCAUGAAAGCCAUGUAUUUUUCUAUACCCUAUGUUCCUACGCUGAUGUGAGUC
Toxotes jaculatrix (banded archerfish) is the source of this 5180-nucleotide messenger RNA. RefSeq names its product potassium channel, subfamily K, member 2a (gene kcnk2a). Gene Ontology annotation, biological process: stabilization of membrane potential; potassium ion transmembrane transport. Gene Ontology annotation, molecular function: potassium ion leak channel activity; outward rectifier potassium channel activity. Gene Ontology annotation, cellular component: membrane. The record is from RefSeq and is a predicted model, not a curated record. The transcript is spliced from 9 exons. NCBI's taxonomy places the organism in Eukaryota, Metazoa, Chordata, Actinopteri, Toxotidae. The coding region runs from base 266 to 1519 and encodes 417 amino acids.